This is a messenger RNA of Rotaria sordida, 2805 nucleotides long. NCBI's taxonomy places the organism in Eukaryota, Metazoa, Rotifera, Eurotatoria, Philodinida, Philodinidae. The record is from the annotation of a GenBank genome assembly.
AUGUCAGCGGCAUCAGAAAAAUUUCAUUUUAUUUUUAGUCAUGAACUUGAAGAUCGUAUUCAAAUAAAAAUUGCUUCCGUUGAUGGUGAACGGACGCAACAACAACAGCAACAACAAUCACAGCAACCUAUUAAUGAUAUAUUCUUUUCUAAUAAUUCAUCAUUUAUACGUAAUUUAAGUGAUACAAAACGUAGUGAACCUUAUGUUCUUUGUCAAAUUUUUUCGGAUGGACAAUCACUUUGUAUGCCUGUUCAAACAUCAUUUAAAUCAUUUACUGAUAAAUGGAAUUGGAAUGAAUGGUUAACAUUACCAUUAAGAUAUUGUGAUUUACCACGACAUGCAAUACUUGCAUUAUCAAUUCAUGAAAUAAUUUCACCAACACAAGUUCGUAUUAUUGGAAGUACAACAAUAUCAUUGUUUGAUUCUGAUGGAACAUUUCGACAAGGAAUUUAUGAUUUAAAAGUUUGGCCAAAUGUACCACCAGAUGUUAAAUUUAAUUCUUCAACACCUGGAAAAAUUGAACCUAUAUCAAAUCAUGAACAAAUUCUUAGUAAUCAUACUAAUCAAAAGAUAAAACCAGUAGCUUCAGUACCAACUAUAACAACAGCUAAUCUUCAAUAUAAUCGCAAACAGAUAACAUCUAAACCUUUGAAUAUUACAUGGAAUGAUGAUAGUGCAUAUCCAAUGUUGGAUGAAUUAAGUCGAAUGGCAAAAUUAAUCAAAACACAAUGUGAUGGUCAUACAAUAAAUCAAGAAUGGCUUGAUCAAUUAACAUUGGCUAAAACACGAACAUGUUUAGAUAAAGAACGUUCAAAUUCAAAAUCAAUGUUAUUAAUGAUUGAAUUUGCACGAACAACGAUUAAUAAUAAUGAAUGUAUUGUACUCUAUUUUGAACCGACAUGUAAUGAUGUACUCAAUUAUCCAAUUGGUUAUACUGACCUUGUUGUUUAUGAUCCUGAACUUGACCUUGAAAAUAUUGUUGAAAGUAAACAUCUAAAAUUAUCACGUAGUGCCCGUAAAGCAUUAGAUAAAGAUUUAAAGCCGACUAUUGAACAACGAGAUAAACUUAUGCAAAUAUUAGCUUAUCCACCGGGACAAUAUCUUGGUGAUGAUGAACAAGAUUUAGUAUGGAAAUAUAGAUUUUUUUUAUCACAACAUAAAAAAGCACUUGCUAAAUUUCUUCAAUGUGUUCAUUGGGAUAAAGAAGAAGAAGUUAAACAAGCAUUAAAUUUAUUAGAACAAUGGGUUACUAUGGAUACAGAAGAUGCACUUGAAUUACUUGGUCCUACUUAUCAUCAUCCAAAAGUUCGUUCAUAUGCAGUAUCAAGACUGCGACAAGCACCAGAUGAAGAUCUUCUUCUAUAUCUUUUACAAUUAGUACAAGCUCUUCGAUAUGAACGUUAUGAUUUAAAUAAUAUUUCUAUGAUGGAUUCUGUAACAGAUGAACAAACUAAUUCCAAUGAUACUUAUGAAAAUUUUGCUAAUGCUAUUGGACAAUCAGAUUCAACAUGCAGUGAUCCAACAAAAACUUCUUCAUCAGAAGUUGAUUUAUCAACAUUUCUUAUUCAACGUGCAUGUGAAAAACCGGUCAUAGCAAAUUAUUUAUUUUGGUAUGCUUAUGUUGAAUGUGAAAAUAAUAGUUCAGCAAAAGAUAAAGCUAUUAGUGAUAUAUUUCAAGCAUUUGUUAAACGACUUAGUAUGACACUUAAAACGGUAAAUGAACAAACUCAACAAGUACGUUUAUCAAUAGAAGCACAAAAAAAAUUUGUUGAUAAACUUGUUGAAUUAACAAAUAUUGUUAAACGUAUACAAGGUUCAGCUAAAUUUAAAGAAGAUAAACUUCGUAGUUUGUUAUUAGCUGGUGAUGAUUCACCAGUUAAAUUUAAUUUUCUUAAUUUUGAUCCAAUACCUUUACCACUUGAUCCUGAAACUAAAAUUCGACGAAUUAAUCCUGAUAAAAUUAAAAUAUUCAAAAGUGCUAAAUUACCAUUUCUAUUCGUUUGUGAAGCAUUAGAUGGUACAGAAUAUCCAUUUAUAUUUAAAAAUGGAGAUGAUCUUCGACAAGAUCAACUUAUAUUACAAAUAAUUAUGUUAAUGGAUCGAAUUCUACGAAAAGAAAAUAUUGAUUUAAAAUUAACACCAUAUAAAGUUUUAUCAACAGGUUUAAAAUAUGGUUUCGUACAAUUUAUCGAUUCUCAACCAUUACGAAAAGUACUUGAACGUAAUCGUACUAUUCGACAAUAUCUACAAAGUAAAGCACCAAUUACAAAUAGUGAUGAUACAACUCAGAAUGAAAUUGGUAUUCCUCAUGAUGUUAUGGAUGCUUAUGUUAAAAGUUGUGCCGGAUACUGUGUAGUGACGUAUCUAUUAGGUAUAGGAGAUCGACAUCUAGAUAAUUUAUUAUUACGAGAUUCUGGUCAAUUAUUUCAUAUUGAUUUUGGUUUUAUAAUGGGUCGUGAUCCAAAACCAUUACCACAAGCAAUGCGUGUUUCAAAAGAUAUGAUGGAAAUGUUAGAUGACGAACGAUUUCUUGACUUUUUACGUCAUUGUUUUACAGCUUUUAUUAUUCUUCGAAAACAUGCAAAUGUAUUUGCUAAUUUAUUUUCACUUAUGCUUGAUGCUAACAUACCCGAUAUAGCAUUAGAACGUGAUAAAACAGUUAAAAAAUUACUUGAUAAAUUUCGUCUUGAUCUUGAUGAUGAAAAAGCCAUAAGUUAUUUAAAAGAUUUAAUUGAUUCGAGUAUUGGUGCCAUUGUACCACAAGUUUAUGAUUAUUUUCAUAAUUUAUUACUCGCUUUCCGUUGA